This is a messenger RNA of Monomorium pharaonis (pharaoh ant), 2885 nucleotides long. RefSeq lists its product as uncharacterized. The record is from RefSeq and is a predicted model, not a curated record. The coding region runs from base 2306 to 2608 and encodes 100 amino acids. The transcript is spliced from 3 exons. NCBI's taxonomy places the organism in Eukaryota, Metazoa, Arthropoda, Insecta, Hymenoptera, Formicidae. Gene Ontology annotation, biological process: sensory perception of smell; detection of chemical stimulus involved in sensory perception of smell. Gene Ontology annotation, molecular function: odorant binding; olfactory receptor activity. Gene Ontology annotation, cellular component: plasma membrane.
AAUACAAUUAUAACUUUUUUAUUAUUUAAAGAUUAUUUGAUUAAAAUUUAAUUUAAAUUUAAUUAAAUAUGUCUACAGCUAUCGCAUUGGAGAUGCGGUGACCAAAAAUCUUAUUAAAGUAUCCUCUUCACAUCAACAAGAUCAUGCAAUUUAUAAAAGAAUAAUCAAUGGAGUUCAUAUUCAUCAAAAAGCUAUAGAGUUGGUACUUUUGAGCAAAUUUUAAUAAAAUAAUAGUAUAAUAGUUCCAUUUUAAAAAACAUAAUUAUUAAAUUUUAAAAAUAUUUAAAAAAUUGUAAUAAUAUAAUAAUUAAAUUUUAAAAAGAUUUACGAGAUGUGAUCAAAAAGUUUCGAUUGUCUUCAUUGUCAAAAAAAAUUUUAUUUAUUGCUUAUUAAUAUAUACAUUUAAUCGCUUUGAAAAUAAUGAGGAUUUAUACAUGCCAGUACAAAUAGGAAGUGUGCUAUUUUUCAAAACAUUUUUUAAAAGAAUUUUUUGCGGAAUGCUGUUUACACACAACUAUCUCGUUGUAUUUACUUGUUUUAAUGUCGUCGAAUCUUUUUCUUUUUAGUAAAUUCUUCAAUUGUAGAAAAAUUUAAAAGCUGCAAGGUUCCAAAUCAGUCGAAUACGAUGUUUACUGAUCCAUAGCAAUACUAUGUUUUGUGACACAAAAAUACUCUGCAGGAAACGAAAUGAUAUACUAGAACAUGUUAUCAUGAUACAAAAAACUUAUUUGCUACAUCUUUAUUUCUCCUGUCUUUUGCGACGAACAAUGUCUCUCAAUCCACAAAUUUUUAUUAUAAGAACUAUAAUUUGUUAUUUUUUCUGUAGGAACAUAUUUGUGGUAAAGAAUAUCUUCCAUAUCGAAAAAACCAAUGAGCAUCACCUUGAUGUUAGAGCAAACUUGACGCGUUUUAUUUAAAAUUUAUAUGUUACGCAUAAACACAUACACGGCUUAAGGUAUUUUCUCUGAAAGCAAUUAACAGCUGAGAAUUUUUGUAGCAAUUGAAUUUCAUACAAAAUUUGCUUUUUCUCUUCGAACAUUUUGAGCAAGACUGAAAUGCGACAAAAGCGUAUUACAUUAAUGGCUCCUCGGAGAGCAUCACCUAAUAAUUUUAGGUCGUCCUUUAUACUACGGCUAGUGAUAAUUUCAGGUAAUAUUUAUACAAAAAAUAGAUCUAAAUCCCGAAUGUAAAGAAAAUUAUAGUCAAUCCAACAAUUUUUUAAUCACACCUCGUAUUUUCAACAUAUGUUAUGCUAAUUAACAUAUUUUAAAUAGGUAAUUAAAAUAUUAUAUUUUUCGGUCUGCGUAUUUUACUAACAAAAUUUAUCCUUAAAAAUUUAUUUUUAAUUUAUUUACCAUUACAUUGUACUAUCAGGUUUAUUGCAAAUAACAAGUUACUACUCGAAUAUUACAUGUAAAUAAAUAUUUUAAACUGGAUUUUAGAAACAAAUUUAAAACAAAUAAUUCUGCAUGUAACUUUCUUGACUCAAAUUAAGAUAACUUAAUGAAAAACUUUAUCUUUCUAUUUUUAUAUUUUAACUUUAGGCACCUUAUUUUUAUGCAUGCCUAUCGUCAGUCAUAAUCAUUUACACUAUAUUUAGCACAAUCAUAAAUAUUAUAACUAAAUUAGAUAUAUUAUUUCAUUGUUAAAGGUUUACUGAUUUGAUUGUGUCAAGUUUGAAAGUACCUUGUUUCUUAAUACUCAUUGUAGGAGUUGCUGCGUUAGCUCUUAAUAUAUUUCAGGUGAGUGCCGGUUUCUCUAAAAUUAGAAUGUUAGUUCAUUGGUCGGCAUCAACUUUCGUUUACAGGGAUCUAUUCUAUACUUUUUAUAAUUAUAAUUAUUAUAAAUAUAAAAAAGAUGAAGGAAUAAUUAUUUAAGAAAAGAAAUUCUUUUUUUCGUUGAGACAUACACUGCCAGAUUUUUGUGUCGCGAUAAUUAAUAUCCUCUCUUUACCUCAUGCUUUAGCAAUGACAUGUAUAAGUAAGGCGCUUUGUCUUAUAAACAAUUGUACCGAAAAAAUUUCACAGCAAUUUUAUAGAGGAUAUGAUUCCAUGCAUUGUCGCUUAAUACAGAACUUAACAACAUCGCGGGCCUUGUACGCGUCGUUGUCAAUAAAGAGGGCAAGUGGCAAAGAGAGUAUGAACAUAGAACUCCGAACAUUGCUAUCUGAUGCCAAUCACGAUAUUUUACAUAUAUGUGUAUAUGUAUUGUCAAUCCUUUUCUAUAAUUAAUCAUAAAAUGUUUUUUUAAACUUGCAUAUUAUUACAUAAUAAUACAGGUUUUUAUUGCAUUAUCCACACAUAAUAUGAGUGAAUUGUUUACAACCUUUACCUUUGUUUCCGCACAAGUCUGUUAUAUGUAUUUAGGAAAUUAUGGUGGACAAAUAAUUACGGAUCACUAUGCCGAGAUAUUUAAUGCGACUUAUGAUUCAUACUGGUAUACGGCACCAUUACGUGCACAAAAAUCAUUAUUGUUCGUAAUGCAAAGAACAUCAAGAAACUUUGCUUUCGUUUUUGGAAUAUUUGUAGUCUCGCUAAAAGGUUUUUCUACGCUUGCGAGUAUGGCAGUAUCUUAUUUUACGGUAAUCUAUUCUAUUCUUUCGGGAUAAUAAUUUCAUAAAAGAAAAUUUUUUUCUUUGUAGAGUCAUAUAUAAAUUAUUUUAAUUAUAUUGUUAAAUAGAAAUAUUUAACUUCUGAUUUUUUUUAUGUGAUUUGAUGUUAUUAAUUAUUUUGCACAUAAAGAGUAAUUCUUCUUUCAAUAAAUAUAUUUAUUUUACAUUACUGUUAUUUAUAAUAUUGUAUUAUACUAUGUAUGUAUACAUUGCUAAAACCCAGAUGUUUGUGCACGAUUCUGUGUCGCGUACCGAAAAACCGUACCGAAAAAAA